Messenger RNA from Cucurbita maxima (winter squash), 2709 nucleotides. RefSeq names its product P-loop NTPase domain-containing protein LPA1 homolog 2-like. Bases 313 to 2490 code for a protein of 725 amino acids. The transcript is spliced from 8 exons. Lineage: Eukaryota; Viridiplantae; Streptophyta; Magnoliopsida; Cucurbitales; Cucurbitaceae. The record is from RefSeq and is a predicted model, not a curated record.
UGGGAAUAGGGUUGCAAAACCAAAGAAAAUGGGGUAUUAAAUGGGAAUUAGAAUUAGGAGGCGAAUUGGGUAAUUUCAGUUGGGAGUCGCCCUCCAAAAAGGACUCGUGGAGGCUGGGUCUGUGCGCUGCGUGGAAGACAGGUGACACGGCAAUGACCGCAACAAUGAAUAGAGCUUCUCCCUUCUUGUUUAUGGAGGAUCUUCAACUUCAACCCUCGCCUCAAUCCUACUUCUUCUACCUUUUGAUUUCCAACACACUUCUGAGAUCUGUCUGAUUAUCGAUUUCAGAUAAUUGGCUUGGCUUCUACGUACAUGGCGGACGUCGCUAAGGUGUUGUAUGUUGUGAUUUUGGAUCAUGAAGAACAAGAAAAGGAGGAGAAGGAGUCGUUCCGGUAUACUCGCCCCGUUUUGCAAAGCACUCUGCAGCUUAUGGGUUGCAAAGCACGACAUGCUUUCAAGAUAAGCCAAAGGGCUUUUGAGUUGAUGCGGAAAGGUCAUGGUGUGCUUCCUGAAGGGUCUGGGACAAGAUUUUCUGAAAAAGAAUGUGUUAAUAAUUGGGAUGUGCGUUUUGCUGAAACUGAGGUUUGGAAACCUCUGAAAUCAUGUAAAGAUGGUGAAAAUAAAAACAUUCCGUUUGAGCUAUAUAAAAGGCGCACAACUCUGAUUGUAAGAAGAGCAAACUUCUUAGAUGUUGUAUGCAAAGCGCUGGCAGAAUACAAGUAUGUGAGUCCCAACCAGAGGGCUGACUUGCUUUUAGCAUGCAGAAUCCGAGAAAGGAAGGAAUCUGUAACUGUAUUAUUAUGUGGUACUAGUGGCUGCGGCAAAUCUACCUUGUCUGCCCUGCUGGGUAGCAGGUUAGGCAUUACGACAGUAAUAUCAACUGACUCAAUUCGGCACAUGAUGAGGAGUUUUGUAGAUGAGAAACAAAAUCCUCUGCUCUGGGCUUCAACUUACCAUGCUGGGGAGUAUUUGGAUCCAGUAGCUGUUGCUGAGGCUAAGGCGAAAAGAAAAGCAAAAAAGUUGGCAGGAAAUACUCAUUCAUAUCUGAAGGAUGAAGUACUGGAGAGUUCAUCCAUUGGAAGACUUGAUGGCCAACCAUCAGACCGUUGCACUGAGCUCAUCAGUCAAAAGCAGAUGGCUGUUGAAGGAUACAAGGCACAGAGUGAGAUGGUGAUCGACAGUCUUGAUAGGCUGAUUACUGCAUGGGAAGAGCGGAAAGAAUCAGUUGUUGUUGAGGGGGUUCACUUAAGCCUAAACUUUGUGAUGGGGCUUAUGAAGAAGCAUCCAUCAAUUGUACCAUUCAUGAUUUACAUCACCAAUGAAGACAAACACUUGGAAAGAUUUGCAGUGAGAGCAAAAUAUAUGACACUUGACCCAGCUAAGAACAAAUAUGUGAAGUAUAUACGUAAUAUUAGGACAAUUCAAGAAUAUUUAUGCAAGAGGGCUGAUAAGCAUCUUAUCCCUAAAAUAAACAAUACCAAUGUUGACAAGAGUGUAGCUGCUAUCCAUGCAACAGUAUUUAGCUGCCUUCGCAGGCGUGAAUCUGGCGAACAGCUAUAUGAUCCUGUGCGGAAUACUGUUCCUGUUAUUGACGAGGAAUACAGGAACCAGUGUGCUGCCAACUCAUUGAGCUCCAAGUGCAUGUUCCAACUCAUCCAGAGGAAAGGUUCCUCUAGGAAUCUGAUGGCUAUGGUUAAUACUGAUGGAUCUGUGGCUAAGGCAUGGCCUGUUGAUACAAUUGGUGAUACAAAUGGGAAGCGUUUAUUAGACCCGAGGGCUGAGAAUGGAGUGGGGAUUCCAAUGUAUGGUCCAUUGCAGAUUGAUAAAGCUGAACCUGUUAAUCUUCAAUUUGGUUUCUAUGGCAUCAGUGCUUGGCCCACUGAUGCUGGUGGGACUAGCCGUGCAGGGAGUGUUGAUGAAUCCAGGGCGGAUGGGACUGAUACUAGUAAAUACCUUUCUUCUUGCUGCAGCUCUCCAAGGUUUUCCGAUGGACCUUCCAAGGAGCUUAAGGAAGAUAUCUCAGUGCAUGGGAGUGAUGAAGAGGCUGAUGAUCCUCAAGAGCUUGGCAGCGAUGAAGACUUUAGUGAAGAUGGUGACAUUGAGAUUCACGAGGAGGAAGGCUCUGUUGAUGAAGAGUCGACAAAAUCAGAUGAAGAAUAUGAUGAUCUGGCAAUGCUGGACAUGAACGAUGGAUCCUGGUCGGGUGGUGAUGACAUGGAGUAUAUGGAAAAGGCUGGAUCUGUUUCUAAGGGGCAAACGAGUGCUCGGGCAGUUGAUAAGUAUCGCCAGAACCUAGACCACUUCCUGCUCUCUAAAAGUGAGUCAUCUAAUUCACUCUGCUUAUAUUCUUCUCAUGUGAAGGAGAAAGAAAGGAAUGUACGAACUUCUGGUUCUUUGAAAAUGAAAAAACGUUCCCUUAGCAUUCCAGCCGUGAGAAAGCAAGGUUCAGCCAUCGAUGGUCCCAUACUAUCUGGAGCUCCACAGGUGUAGCUCAAGAAUUUUGCAUAGCUUUUAGUUUUUUGUUUCUUUAUUGUUCUCUCAAUGAUCUCGUCUUUACUGGAAUUAGCUUAAGACUAUGCGGGUAUAAACACACCGCACCCCUGGGUUUAAAAAAUGUACAGAGUGGUGCUCCUUGUAAUGGACUUGCUUCGUGGUGUAGCGUCCUUUUGUGUAUGUAUACAUAAUAUCCAGAUCUAUAUUAGGUAAAAA